Scaptodrosophila lebanonensis is the source of this 625-nucleotide messenger RNA. It is a transcript of the gene Arl6, whose product is annotated as ADP-ribosylation factor-like protein 6. Lineage: Eukaryota; Metazoa; Arthropoda; Insecta; Diptera; Drosophilidae. The transcript is spliced from 5 exons. Gene Ontology annotation, cellular component: cytoplasm; axoneme. Gene Ontology annotation, biological process: protein localization to cilium; cilium assembly; vesicle-mediated transport. Bases 1 to 606 code for a protein of 201 amino acids. The record is from RefSeq and is a predicted model, not a curated record. Gene Ontology annotation, molecular function: GTP binding; GTPase activity.
AUGGGAAUGUUGCACAAUUUGGCCGAUUUGCUCAAGAUUAAGAAGGAUAAGAUGACAAUUCUUGUGCUCGGUCUAAAUAAUAGUGGCAAAUCAACGAUAGUCAAUCAUUUCAAAAAGUCAAAUGAACAGUCGGCCAUUAUGGUGCCAACUGUGGGAUUCGAACAGCAACAAUUUUACAGCAUGGGCGUAACCAUUAAGGCAAUCGAUAUGUCGGGUGCCACAAGAUAUAGGAACCUCUGGGAGACGCGGUUUAAGACCUGCCAAGGCAUCAUAUACGUUAUAGAUUCGAGUGACUAUAUGAGAUUCGUUGUUGUCAAAGACGAAUUGGAGGCUCUAUUACAACAUCCUGACUUGAUGAAUCGAAAUAUACCGAUUCUUUUCUACGGAAAUAAGUCGGACUGCGAGGACGCUCUCUCCAGCGUUAAAAUAGCAGCAGCUCUGGGACUGGAAAAUAUUAAGGAGAAGCCUUGGCACAUUUGUUCGAGCAAUGCGGUUUCCGGUGAAGGACUGGAGGAGGGAGUCCAGUGGCUGGUUCAGCACAUACGAUACGCUAUGUUAAACAGUCAUGAUGGUGCCAAAUUGAAGGCUCACUCUAAAAACAAAUAAAUUAUUUCAAAUUGGGGAA